This is a messenger RNA of Cuscuta campestris, 789 nucleotides long. The record is from the annotation of a GenBank genome assembly. NCBI's taxonomy places the organism in Eukaryota, Viridiplantae, Streptophyta, Magnoliopsida, Solanales, Convolvulaceae.
UGAGGGGCUUUUCCAAAUACACCUUCUUGGUUCUCGUCCUUGCUUUUGUUUCAGAAUUGGGGAAGAUGAGUGUUAGGGGAAAACUCAUAAUCCCUUGUCCCGAUAAUCCGCCCCCACCAGCAAAACCUGUGGAGGAUUAUACGUCGAUACCCCGGUCGGAAAAUGCUGAUGCAGAUAUGCUUUCAAAAUUGACACAAGCCUGCCCGGAGCAUGUGUCGAAGUUGGCGAAAAUUGAAAUCAUGGACGUGCCGAGUACAGACCGGUUUGAAAUCGCGGCUAUCCAACCGGGCCAGAAUUUGGCUACCGGGACAAUCGGAGCAGAUGAUGACUGGAGGCACGAUCUCAUGCAAUAUUUGGAGACCGGUCAGAAACCGGAUGACGAGGAACGGGCCAGGAAGGUGGUCCUGCGGGCUCCCCGUUUUCAGGUAAUCGAUGGUCACUUGUACAAACGUGCCAUCGGUGGACCUCUCUUACGUUGCCUUACCAACCCAGAGGCUGAACGGGUAAUAGUUGAGGUGCAUGAGGGAGUUUGUGCGGCCCAUCAAAUGUCUCGCACCCUGGCUCAAAGGAUAAUAUUGCUUGGCUACUACUGGCCGACCAUUGUGGGGGAUUGUGAGCGUUUCGUAACCCCCGGUUCACUGAGUACUUGGCUAGUUUUGGAAUCAAGCACAGCAAGGCCUCAGUAGCUUAUCCACAGGGAAAUGGCCAAGUUGAAAAUGCUAACCGGACGAUAGUGGACGGCCUAAAGAAGAGGUUGGGAGAAGAAGGCCAUAAAUGGUUGGAAGCUUU